UACAUAAAUAAUGUAUAAAAGGUAUGGUGAUAUUUCAUAGCUUCUAUGUAAAACUAAUUUAAGGUCUGCGGUUAGUUUUGGUCGGCCAUCUAAUGCUUGUUCAAUGAAAACAAAGCAGAAGAAGGCAGAAGAGGGACCAGUUGGCGGCGUUAUUAAGAAGUAAUUCAUUCUGUAGCGACCCCUAUGUUUAGGGGGAGGUACUGCAUGCGCUGUGCGUUGUAACGUAUUACAGACGAGCGGCCGUUGGUUGUAGUGCAGGUGAAUAACCACAGGGGGCGCUGUAGUCGACGCCGUUUACACUGUUGAAGUGGAGCCGUUGGCGGUUAGCAAGCGACUCGGAGCGGGACCCUCAAAAUAAUAACACCUCACGGGGUGCUCUUGGCAGCUCCGGGGUGUCACUUUGACGCUGUAUUGGGGUGCGAAUCUUAUUUUCUUAGACAUGAGUAUAUUAAUAGGCUUUUAACAACGCGUAUGCUAGUUUGACCUGGGCUCAGUCGGGAUUUGCCAUCGGUUAAAGAGUCACAUAUCGCGAUGUCCGUUACCAAACUUUUCUAAUCUCACCUAAUCUCCGCCACAGUUUAACUGGCUAACUCGUCUUGCUAGCAAAAACAGCUCCAAAAAAGUCAAAAUGCCUCCCAAGAAGCAACAGCUGAGGCCGAGGACAGCCAACGUCUCCAGCUCCCUGGACCUGGAGUCGGAGGACAUCAGCCUGGAGACAACCGUGCCCACCACCGAGGACAUCUCCUCGUCCGACGAGCAGCGGGACGGAUCCCAGAAGGUGACCCGACAGCUGAUCGAGAGGAAGGAGCUGCUGCACAACGUCCAGCUGCUGAAGAUCGAGCUGUCUCAGAAAAACCUGAUCAUAGACAACAUGAAGGCUGAUCAUAUGUCCAAGAUCGAGGAGCUGGAGGAGAGGCUGAAUGAUGCUAUACAUCAGAAACAGGUUUUGGCCCUGAGACUGGACAGCCAGCUGAAACUCACUCAAGAGGAGAACAGGAAGCAGCAGGCUCUACGUAAGCAGGAGAUGGAGGCCAUCCUGCUCAGGCAGCAGCAGCUAGAGGAGACCAACCGGCAGCUGUGUGAGAAGGCUGGAGAGCUGCGGAGGUCUCUCAGGGAUCUGGACAUCUCCCAGGACAGGUACCAGGAGCUCCGCGACCUCCCUGACGACAAAAUCUCCAUACAGGAAUACGUAGCUAUGCGUUUCUACGAGGUGGUGACUCCUCUGCGGGCUCAGCUGGCUGAGCUCAGUGUGAAGAGAGGCUGUUUGACUGAAGACCUGGAUACACACAGGACCCAGAUGAAGGCUUUGAUGGAGAGCUACGAGGAGGAGCGGCGGCUACGUACAGAGCUGGAGUUGAGGAGCCAGAGACUGACCCUCGAGCUGGCCGACACCAAACAGCAAAUCCAAGAAGGGGACUAUCGCAGAGACAACUACCCUGUCAUCAAACGUGAGCGUGACAACUUUGAGUCAGAUCUGAAGGAGUUAAAGAGAAGAUUUGAGACACUAGACUUGACUCACACUUCAGUUACCAGAGAAAGAGACUCACUCAGCAAAGAGGUGGCGACAUUGCAGCAGUCACUCACCCUCCUGCAGAAGGACAAGGAGUACCUACACAGGCAGAACAUGGAGCUUAGUGUGCGCUGUGCACAUGAGGAAGACCGCCUGGAGAGGCUGCAGGUGCAAUUAGAAGACACUAAGAAGGCGAGGGAGAACGCCUACGAAAAAUACGUAGCAUCCAGAGACCACUAUAAGUCAGAGUAUGAGACCAAGCUGAGAGAAGAGCUGGAGAACAUCAGGCUGAAAACUAGUCAGGAGAUAGACAACCUGCAGAGAACGUCCAGGGAGAUGUACGAGAGGGAAAACAGGAACUUGCGUGAGGCAAGAGACAAUGCGGUGCUGGAGAAGGACAGAGCCGUUGCUGCGGAGAGAGACACUCAGUCCAGAUAUGACCAACUGCUCGAACAGUUUCGUCAGCUCCAGCUGGGUACUGAUAGCCGGGUAGCAGAACUGUCCAACCAGGCCAAGCUGCACUCCUUCGAAGCUGAGCGCGCUCAGAUGGUCAAGGACGAGACGGCUAAGGCCCUGGCGCAGUGCCAGGUGGAGUGUGAGAAACAGCAGAAGAAACUGGAGCUCCUGACCCAGGAGUUUUACAGGCUGCAGACGUCAUCAGAGAAGCGGCUGGCGGAGCUGCGAGCUCAGAAUGCCGAGCAGGCGUCUCGCCUGGAGACGUACGAAAAGCUCGAGCAAGAGUUGGACCAAGUCACCAUGCAGGCUGCCGAAAUUGAGAAUGAAGAGGAGGCAGAGAGAGUUCUGUUCUCAUAUGGCUACGGUGCCAACGUUCCCACAACAGCCAAGAGGCGAUUAAAACAGAGCGUUCACCUGGCCCGCAGGGUGCUGCAGCUCGAGAGGCAGAACACGUCACUGAGGAGAGAGCUGGACAGACACAAAUCACAGACAGGACAGAUAUCUGAGGAGUUGUUGGCAGCCAACCAGCUGUUACAGCAGACUCAGCAGCCCUAUAGCUACCUGAUUGAGACGGUGAGACAGAGGGAUGCACAGAUCAGCACGCAAAAGGAACGUCUCACCGCGCUUGAGGACGAAGUCAGUUCUCUGAGGAAAGAACGGACUGCACUGCAACAGGUGAAAAACAACAUGGCCGCCGAUCUGGAGCGACUCCUCAACCAUCGAGAGGAGUUAGCGGUGAUGAAGCAGGUCCUGAUCAGCAUGCGCUCCAGACAGGGAGACGCGCUAAACCUGUUGGAAACAGAUAAAACUGCCGUCAGGGCCACUGGCGCAGGAAAACACCAGUCCAAACGUAUCAACAGGACCACAGAAGAAGAGUCACCAAACAAACCCAAACCCACUGUGUUUACCAAUAAGGAAGUUCCCGAUUGGUACCAAAAGAUAAAGCAGAAACCAAAAUGAACGUUUAUUUCUGUUACCGCUGGUGCUUGUCUCUCAGGGUUUUAACAAUCUUAUGUUUUAUCAAGGCUUUUGUUUAUUAAACUUGUAACUUGCACUUCUUUUUGACUUGAAAUACAAAAGCAGAAACCGUU
Epinephelus moara (kelp grouper) is the source of this 3057-nucleotide messenger RNA. It is a transcript of the gene pibf1, whose product is annotated as progesterone immunomodulatory binding factor 1. The coding region runs from base 629 to 2926 and encodes 765 amino acids. The record is from RefSeq and is a predicted model, not a curated record. NCBI's taxonomy places the organism in Eukaryota, Metazoa, Chordata, Actinopteri, Perciformes, Serranidae. Gene Ontology annotation, biological process: cilium assembly. The transcript is spliced from 18 exons. Gene Ontology annotation, cellular component: centriolar satellite.